AGAAUAUUUUUAAUACCUCGACGAAGCCUAAUUACUUUAAAAAUUAAAGUUCUUAAGUUGUGUUUCUAUACAUGCAGCAGUUAGACGUUUAAAAAAAAAGAAAUAUAAAUUUAUUAUUAUUCGAAACAAAAAAAAUUGUGACCAUGAAAAUUUUACUGUGUUGUAUUUUGGCUGUUAUUUCCGUUUCGCAGGCAAUGGUCCCACUCGAACCGCAACAUCCUCGAUCUAGUGGGUACAUUGACCAAAAUAGCGCACCUAAUCAGAAAACCAGUGUACCGAGUGACAAAUCAGAUCAACCCGUGGGAGAAAAAUUUUCAAAUAUGCUCCAAGAUUUGACUUUGUACUUAAAAUUCUUGGAGGGAGAGUCUAAUAUUGAUGUACUUUCGGCACUAUCUGUAGUGAAUGAUCUGAUUGAAAUUCAUUCAAGUAGAAUUUUGAGUUCUAUGGGCAAUAACUUGGAUACUGAAAGCAAAAAUAGAAAAAACAGAGCAAGGUUGCCGAAAGUUGAAAAAGAUAAUAAUUUUAUUCCGGGUGAAACUGAGUUGACUGAUACUGUUAGUAAUCUUCUUGGAAGUUAUAUAGAAUAGGGUUUUCGCGGAAAAAAUUUCGAAUGUAACCAAUUUAAUCGCUCUUACAUCAGUCA
Molecule: messenger RNA, 643 nt
Organism: Cotesia glomerata
Lineage: Eukaryota; Metazoa; Arthropoda; Insecta; Hymenoptera; Braconidae
Exons: 3
Coding region: 144-587 (147 amino acids)
Source: RefSeq, a predicted model, not a curated record